AUGGUCCUGCUGGACUUUGGAGCGAUUCCCACGGACAAGGUGAAUUUUGACCUGAAGGUGCAUUUUGUCGCCGGGGCCAAGCGGAUGGGCCAUUGCGACGCUGUGUGGCGCCGGCUGGCCGAGGGCCGGGCCGCGGCAGCGCCCCGCGCCCCCUCGGUCUGUGCGAGUAAAUCCGCAUUUGGCAUUAACUUCUUCCCUCCGUUCCUCCUUGUAGUUAUCAAAUUCCUGGAAGUCUACGAGCGCAGCUUCUGCAGGACAAUUGAGACCCUGGUGGACAUUUUCCAGGAGUACCCCGAUGAGGUGGAGUACAUAUUCAAGCCAUCCUGUGUGCCUCUGAUGAGAUGUGCAGGUUGCUGCGGCGAUGAGGGCCUAGAAUGUGUCCCUGUGGAUGUGUACAACGUCACGAUGGAGAUCAUGAGAAUUAAACCCCAUCAGAGUCAGCACAUAGCACACAUGAGCUUCUUACAGCACAGUAAAUGUGACUGCAGACCAAAGAAAGAUGUCAAAAAUAAACAAGAAAAGUGGGCACAGAAACCCAGAUCUGACGGUCCUUCCUUCAUACCCCAGACCUGGAGCUUGCAUGACCCACAACCAUGGCAGUCGUUCCUAAUGCUUUACCCUGAGUCAGGGAAGUCCCGUCGUGUGUGUCCUACCAGAAUGGAUUCAAGUCACUGUGAGCCUUGCUCAGAAAGGAGAAAGCACUUGUUUGUACAAGAUCCCCAGACCUGUAAAUGUUCCUGCAAAUUCACAGACUCACGUUGCAAGUCGAGGCAGCUUGAGUUAAACGAGCGCACUUGCAGAUGUGAAAAACCGAGACGGUGAGCAGCGGAAAAGAAGGGGGAACAGCCCUGUUUCUGGAGCCUGAUUUCUCGCCUGGACAGAAAAAAACAAAA
Molecule: messenger RNA, 893 nt
Organism: Struthio camelus australis
Lineage: Eukaryota; Metazoa; Chordata; Aves; Struthioniformes; Struthionidae
Source: RefSeq, a predicted model, not a curated record